Molecule: messenger RNA, 1644 nt
Organism: Ramularia collo-cygni
Lineage: Eukaryota; Fungi; Ascomycota; Dothideomycetes; Mycosphaerellales; Mycosphaerellaceae
Exons: 1
Coding region: 1-1644 (547 amino acids)
Molecular function (GO): zinc ion binding
Source: RefSeq, a predicted model, not a curated record
AUGGAGUCUCUACCCGCCCGGCAGCCGGCUCAGCGCCGCUCGUCGCCCGCUCCCACUGAAUCGGCGGCAACAUCAGCACAAUCGCAGUCCACAUCGCCCAUCCGUUCGCGUUCCGAAGACUCRCAAACCAUUUUCAUUCAAAAAGAAGAAGAGGAAGUCCAAGAGCCAGAGCAGAUGGAACAACCAUCGCCAAUCAUAUCAGCAUCUCCACAAGAACAACAACACCGCCAACCCCAAGAGCAACAAGAGAUUCCCAAAUGCUGGAUCUGCCUCCUCGAUGCCAGCGAAGAUACUCCUCAAUCGACCCCGUGGCGAAAUCCCUGUCCCUGUGCUCUCGUCGCUCACGAAGCUUGUCUUCUCGACUGGAUUGCCGAUAUCGAAGCGCCCACCAACAAAGCUACCWCCAAACCCAAGAUCCUCUGUCCACAAUGCAAGUCCCCCAUCCAACUGUCCAGACCUCACGACAUUUUGGUCAGUGCCUUUCAGGCYGCAGAACGAGGUAUUGCCUACACGUUCCCCAAAGCCGCAUUACUCGCACUGGGAGGGGUCAUAUAUGGAGCCUGCGCAGCAGGCGGGAUACAUACCAUCUACGCAGUGUUCGGGCCAGAAGAAGGGAGGAAAAUAUUGGAACCCGUAGCACGAAAUGCUGUUCGUGCGCCUGUGGACGCUUUUGUGGGAAGACCAAGGGAGGCCCUGAAUAAGAUACUGGGAACUGUGAUGGAGCAUUUGGUGCAUUGGAGAUUAUACGUUGGCUUACCGCUUAUCACGCCCACAUUGAUCCUGAGUCGGACUAGUUUGGCGGACGGACUGCUGCCGAUACUGCCGGUGCUGUUCUUCGUUACGCAGAAGGGUGUGGAGGGAGGGGAGCUAUUGCAGUGGCCGCCCAGCGCAGAGUUUGCGUUUGCGGUGCUGCCGUAUGUCAGAGGGCUGUACAACGCUUGGUAUAAGAAGGUUUGGGAGGACAGGAAGAAAGGCUGGUUAGAGGAGUUGCAGCMUAGAAUCCUGGCAGAAAAUGAAGAAACACAAGAGGCGGCUGCAGAUGGGGAGAAUGUGCAGCCCGAAGCGCCGGAGAGAGCGGAAGAGGAGGAAAAUCUUGUGGAAAUCCGUAUAGAUGGCGGCUUCUUCGACGAUGUCCAUGACGACGAGGCACCUGUUAUUGAAGGKGGCGAUAAUGAAGCACAAGACCAAGAAGCUGAACGACAAGCUGCCAGACUACGCGAAGCUGGACUCCCAGCAGAAGAGCUGUUAGAAGCAGCUGCCGCCGCCGCAGCUGCUGCCCCACAAGUCCCCGACAAUCGCCCUCCAAGAGCAGCAGGAAAUGCAAACCUUGCACCCCGUCAACGCGAACUCUUGUCAUUCUCUCCUACAGGUAUUGCACAGACCGUCCUCGGAGCGAUGGUAUUCCCAACUCUCGCCGGUCUGGCCGGAGAGAGUCUCAAACUGAUUCUGCCGAGGAGUUGGUUAGGUGGGAAGGGAGGUCAGAGGACAUUCUUACAAGCUAAGUGGGCGCGGACGUUGGUUGGAGGUUGCCUAUUGGUGCUGGGAAAGGAUGCGCUUGUGUUGUAUGUUCGGUGGAGGAUGGCGAGGAUGCAGCGGGAGCGGAGGGUGCUCGAUUUCGCGGGGAAAAGGAGGGUUGGAGGGUGA